This is a messenger RNA of Marmota monax (woodchuck), 1995 nucleotides long. RefSeq names its product autophagy related 4D cysteine peptidase (gene Atg4d). Lineage: Eukaryota; Metazoa; Chordata; Mammalia; Rodentia; Sciuridae. The coding region runs from base 201 to 1625 and encodes 474 amino acids. Gene Ontology annotation, molecular function: protein-phosphatidylethanolamide deconjugating activity. The transcript is spliced from 10 exons. The record is from RefSeq and is a predicted model, not a curated record.
CGCCCGCCUCCAUCCGGGGGCCUGAGCCGCUAAAAUGGCGAUGGCCGUAUUGGUGGCGGCAGCUCGCGCGGCUCCCGGGAGCCCGGGGCUAGGGGCCGAGUAGUCCCUUCCCCGGAGCCCGCGUCCUGGUCGCGGGGCGCCCUGGGGCGCGGCGGCCGCAGCCCCCACCCGGAUCCUCGGUCUGCCCUCCUGGCGCGUCCAUGAACUCGGUGUCGCCGGCCGCCGCGCAGUACCGGAGCGGGAGCCCGGAGGACGCGCGCCGGCCCGAGGGCCGCAGGCCGAGGGUUCCUCGAGUCCCGGACCCCAACGGCCUGGGGCCCUCUGGAGCCAGCGGUCCCACUCUUGGCUCUCCUGGAGCUGCCCCAGUUGAGCCGGACGAAGUGGACAAGUUCAAGGCCAAGUUUCUGACUGCCUGGAACAACGUCAAAUAUGGUUGGGCGGUUAAAAGCCGGACCAGCUUUAGCAAGAUCUCCAGCAUUCACCUCUGUGGCCGCCGCUACCGUUUUGAGGGCGAAGGUGACAUCCAACGUUUCCAGCGAGACUUUGUGUCACGCCUGUGGCUCACUUACCGCCGGGACUUUCCACCCCUGGUGGGGGGCUGCCUGACCUCCGAUUGCGGCUGGGGAUGCAUGUUGCGCAGUGGCCAGAUGAUGCUGGCCCAGGGCCUGCUACUGCAUUUCCUCCCUAGAGACUGGAGAUGGGCCGAGGGCACAGGCUUGCUUCCCCCUGAGCUGUCAGGGGUGGCCUCUCCCAGCCGGUACCGUGGGCCUGCCCGCUGGAUGUCCCCACACUGGGCUCAGGGCACCCCUGAGCUGGAACAGGAACGUCGGCACCGGCAGAUUGUGUCCUGGUUUGCUGACCACCCCCAGGCCCCUUUCGGUCUACAUCGGCUGGUGGAGCUGGGACAGAGCUCAGGCAAGAAGGCGGGUGACUGGUAUGGGCCAUCGCUGGUGGCACACAUCCUCAGGAAAGCUGUGGAGAGCUGCUCAGAGGUCACCCGCCUGGUAGUGUAUGUUUCUCAGGACUGCACAGUUUAUAAGGCGGACGUGGCACGCCUGGUGGCCAGGUCGGACCCUACAGCUGAGUGGAAGUCUGUGGUCAUCCUGGUGCCUGUGCGACUGGGUGGUGAGACGCUCAACCCAGUGUACGUGCCCUGCGUAAAGGAGCUACUGCGGUCAGAACUGUGCUUAGGCAUCAUGGGGGGCAAGCCACGACACUCACUGUACUUCAUCGGCUACCAGGAUGACUUCCUGCUCUACCUGGACCCCCACUACUGCCAGCCAACAGUGGAUGUCAGCCAGGCUGAUUUUCCCCUGGAGUCUUUCCAUUGUACCUCACCCCGUAAGAUGGCCUUCGCCAAGAUGGACCCUAGCUGUACCGUGGGGUUCUAUGCUGGAGACAGGAAGGAGUUUGAGAAGCUCUGCUCGGAGCUGACCAGGGUUCUCAGCUCCUCUUCAGCCACAGAACGGUACCCCAUGUUCACCCUGGCCGAGGGCCACGCUCAGGACCACAGCCUGGAUGACCUCUGCUCCCAGCUUUCCCAGCCAGCCACUCUGCGCGCCCCUCGCACAGGGCGCCUCCUCAAGGCCAAAAGGCCAAGCUCCGAGGACUUUGUGUUUUUAUAACGGAAUUGGGGGGGAAAAGAUGCAAUACUAUUUAUUUUUUUAUUUAUGUCAUCUUGGAUAUGGGAUCUAGAACUCUGGUGAUAGGAUCCCCAUUCUCACCCCCUCCACAAACCCGGCUGAGACCUGUCUAGGACUCUGCAGGUCUGGGGCUGUUCUAGCAGUGGAUGAGCCCCAGGCAGCCUGCCUCCUGCCAACUGGGUCCUCCUCACAGGCAGGGAGUGAGGGAGGACUCCCGGGCACUCACUCAGGGCCUGACUCAAGUACUGUAGUUUGCACUGGACCAGCUGUGCCCCUCAUGUUCCCAAAGCCCCCUUCUAAGGGAACUUUGGCUGCUGGGGGAUAAUAAAGCUGCUGAACUUGAACGUGGAAA